Molecule: messenger RNA, 2697 nt
Organism: Nematostella vectensis (starlet sea anemone)
Lineage: Eukaryota; Metazoa; Cnidaria; Anthozoa; Actiniaria; Edwardsiidae
Product: regulation of nuclear pre-mRNA domain-containing protein 1B
Exons: 7
Coding region: 71-1018 (315 amino acids)
Biological process (GO): mRNA 3'-end processing
Cellular component (GO): RNA polymerase II, holoenzyme
Molecular function (GO): RNA polymerase II complex binding
Source: RefSeq, a predicted model, not a curated record
CGACCACAAUCUACGUCCGUGGGAAAUUGCUUCCCCCAUUUGUAUUUUCCUUGUGUAAUGCGAAAUAAACAUGACAUCGUUUUCAGCAAGUACACUAGAAAAGAAACUCCAUGAUCUAUCUAAUACACAACAGAGUGUACAGACAUUAUCGCUAUGGCUGAUCCAUCACAGAAAACACGCCAAGACCGUGGUACAAGUUUGGAAUAAGGAAAUCCGUAAAGUAAAAACAAGCAAGAGGCUGACUUUUAUGUACUUAGCAAAUGAUGUGCUUCAAAACAGCAAAAAGAAAGGAAAUGAAUACAAUCUUGAGUUCAAGGCUGCCAUGCCUUCUGCCUUCAAAUUUGUUGGACAAGGUGGAGAUAAAGACACAGCCAAAGGCUUGGAGAGAUUGCUGAAUAUUUGGUCAGAAAGGGGAGUAUUUGAACUCUCUUUCAUAGAAAAAAUACGCAAAGGAUUAGCAAUUGGGUCUCCUGUUGAAUCUCCUCCACCAAGCAAAAAGUCUAGAAUAGAGGAUGACAGCAAAGAUAGUAGUCCGGUUCCCGCUCCUGAUGUAGAGGAGCUUAUUAAAGCGCUGCAAGAGCUAGAGGAAUCAGCCUCACAGGAUGCUGCCGUACGUGAAAAGAUUGCUAAUCUACCAGCUGAGGUCCAAGAUGUGUCAUUGUUGGAAAAAAUUGAAGACAAAGAGACAGGCGAGAGAUUAACAAGAAUUGUUGACAAAGCCUGUGUCUUGCUGGCUGAGUACAAUGGAAGACUAUCUGCUGAACUUGAGGACAGAAUAACACUUUCCAAGAUGCUAACAGCAUUUAUUUCUCUACAAAAACAAAAACUCCAAGAGGCAGAAAAGAGGCUUGAGGAAUUCAGAGGAAAACUUGAAAAAGUCACUAUUGUUCGCAAAGAGUUGAAAUCCCACCUGGACAACUUACCAGACCUGUCAAAGCUUCCAGAUGUUGAUGGAGGCCUGGCACCUCUACCAUCAGCAGGGGAUCUAUUUGCCAGCUCUUCUGGACACAGAUCAUGACAUUCAGCUAUUUAAAGGGUGUGGGUAACUUUUUUUUAGCAACAUGAUUUUUAAGGAUAGUAGUUGUUCUUCAGAUUUCUCACUGCUUGGUUUUUGAAAAAAUUCACCCAGAAAGGCCAUAGGGACUCUCCACCCCCAAAGGCCAAAGAAACUCCCCCCCCCUCCCCCCCAAAGACGCCUUAAGAAACCCCUCCCCCAAAGAGGCCAUUAGAACUUCUCCCCCAAAGAUACCAUACGCACCCCCUCCCCUAAAGUGGCCUUAAGAGCCCCACCCCCCCUUCUACCCCGUUUUUUUUUAACACUUGAAUUAUCAAGGGAUUAUAGUUCCCUCUUGGAAAACACCCCGAGUAUUUGUUAUUUGCCUGGGUUCACAUUGUAGAAUUACAUGAGACAAAAAAGCACACUCUUCUGUUGGAAAUUGAAGGCUUAGGAACAGAUCUAGAGAGAAAAAAAAAAACAUGGCAUGGAAUGAUAUGAUACUAUAGUUCCUUUCCAUUUAAAUCAUUGGGUGAUUGCCUAGUUAUGUUUUGUUUUUGAAAUAGAGGAAUCAUUCUUUUUAGCAUUAAUAUUUAAUCGACAUUUAAUCUGACAUUAAGAACGAGACUAUCAAAUAAGUCGUGCCUGUUUGUCUCAUUGCAUUAUAUGCCUAAAGCAAAAAACCUCUCUCUGAUGAAAACGUUUUGUGAGUCGACGAUAAGAAAUACUAUCUUUUGAAUGGUAGCAACGAGUUUUAAAUUAUAACAAAGUUAAAAACUUUAAAACAAGUUUAUUGUCGGCCCUUGGAAGGCUUAAUUGGCCGCCGCCCUCCAGAUUUAAAAUUUGAGCACUAAAUGAGGCAUUGACAAAUUGGAGUGUUUGCAGCCGUCUUUUGCAGUUUUUUACUCUUUGUUCGUAUACGAUAAAGCGGUAAUUCCGCAAGAAAAAGAUGACCAAAAAUUGUAAAUAAAAGGCUGUAAACAAAUGCUAAUUGACAAAGCCUUGCUUUCGCGUUCGCAUAACAUAUCUGGAAAACGGGGCAUUUUAGGGAGCUUCAAAAUUCCCCCACUGGUUAUUUUAAAGACAUUCCUGGAAUUACUUUAGUCAAUGUGCACUUUUGCCCGAAAUGGUAUUUCCGUUGCUGGGGGAAGCAAUGUCUUUUAGUGUCGAUUACUAGGGGGUGGGGUGUGUCUGUGUGUGUGUGUGUGGGGUCUUUGAGAAGAUCUCUUUAGGGGGGUUUGGAUUUUUUGAAAUCACACAUAACCUUAAAGUAAGUAGCGAGAUAUUAGGAUGUUUUUUCCUAAUUUAGAAUAAAAAGGCAGCAAAACAACUUUGAGGUUAUUCUGUAUCUAACUUCUAAGUCUCGCAACACGACGUCAAUUUUCUAAACAAUGUAGUUUACUUGUGGCUUUGGAUGAUGUAAAUUUAGAAUUCUUCUCAUUAUCUAUAAACUUUACUAAAUUCUCUGUAGUUUUCAGUUUUUUUCGAGCUCAGCCACUGUUGUAUACCCUCUAUUUAUUCUUGUUGAGACGCAAUUUGUCUUUCGAUAUUUAGUGAAAACAAUAACAGGGCUGCUGACAGGGUCCUGUCAUGCCGUAGAUAGAUGAGGAAAAUUAUGCUUUAGUUUUAAAAAUAACCAUCUUAGAAGUUUUAUACUCUAUUUACCGAAUUCAAUAAAAGAUAUUGGAUAGGUUUCACCAAAA